This is a messenger RNA of Meleagris gallopavo (turkey), 894 nucleotides long. The record is from RefSeq and is a predicted model, not a curated record. Lineage: Eukaryota; Metazoa; Chordata; Aves; Galliformes; Phasianidae.
AUGAAGGAGCCCGACGCCAUCAAACUCUUCGUGGGGCAGAUCCCGCGGCACCUGGAGGAGAAGGACCUGAAGCCCAUUUUCGAGCAGUUUGGGAAGAUCUACGAGCUGACGGUCAUCAAGGACAAAUACACCGGGAUGCACAAAGGAUGCGCCUUCCUCACCUACUGUGCCCGCGAGUCGGCCCUGAAGGCGCAGAGUGCCCUCCACGAGCAGAAAACGCUGCCGGGGGAUGGGGAGAGGGAUGAGGAUGGGAAUGGAGAUAAGGAUGGGGACAGUCAGGGCUGCGCCUUCGUCAAGUUCCAGAGCCAUGCAGAGGCCCAGGCUGCCAUCGCUGCCCUCCAUGGGAGCCGCACUCUGCCGGGCGCCUCAUCCAGCCUGGUGGUGAAGUUUGCGGACACGGAGAAGGAGCGAGGUCUGCGGAGGAUGCAGCAGGUGGCGAGCCAGCUUGGCAUGUUCAGCCCCAUAGCACUCCAGUUCGGGGCCUACAGUGCCUACACACAGGCGCUGAUGCAGCAGCAGGCGGCCCUGGUGGCCGCCCACUCGGCCUACCUCAGCCCCAUGGCCACCAUGGCCGUCCAGAUGCAGCAUAUGGGCACAGUCAACCCCAACGGGCUCAUUGCCACCCCUCUGCCCCCGUCCUCAGGAACCAGCACGCCGCCGGCCAUGGCUGCCACACCAGUCCCCGCCAUCGCAGCCCCAUUGAGUGUCAACGGGUACAGCCCGGUGCCCGCGCAGCCUGCGGGGCCGCCCGCCCCUGAGGCCGUCUACGCCGGAGGGGUCCCCCCAUUCCCAGCCCAGAGCCCCGCCGCCCCUGCGGAUCCCCUGCAGCAGGCAUACGCUGGCAUGCAGCACUACACAGCCGCCUACCCUGCCGCCUAUGGGCUGGUGAGCCCA